Molecule: messenger RNA, 2250 nt
Organism: Plectropomus leopardus (leopard coralgrouper)
Lineage: Eukaryota; Metazoa; Chordata; Actinopteri; Perciformes; Serranidae
Gene: wdr55
Product: WD repeat domain 55
Molecular function (GO): protein binding
Source: RefSeq, a predicted model, not a curated record
CAACAACAUGGCAGCGUCCUCACAGCACGUUGAGACAUCAGAGACAGAGACAGACCCGCCGGAGAUGGACAAAAUUGGACCACCAGAGACCACCACAGACCCGGACACCAGCAGAGACCCAGAGGCUAGCAGAGACUCGGACACCAACAGAGACCCGGAGGACUCGGAGCCGGCAGCGCAGGACCCGGACCCCGAUGACUCGGACUCGGACAGCGACCCCCCUCCGGGUCCGAGGGUCCGGGACACCCCGCAGGACAUCCGGCUGGAGGCGAUCGCCAACACGGUGGCCCUCCACCCGAGCCGGGACAUCCUGGUGUGCGGGGACGUGGACGGGGACGUGUACGCGUACUCGUACUCGUGCACGGAGGGCGAGACCCGCGAGCUGUGGUCCUCGGGACAUCACCUGAAGUCCUGCCGCCAGGUGCGCUUCUCCGCGGACGGCCGGAAGCUGUUCAGCGUGUCGCGCGACAAGGCCGUGCACAUGCUGGACGCGGAGCGCGGGCAGCUGGUCACCAGGAUCCGGGGGGCCCAUGGGGCCCCCAUCAACUGUCUGCUGCUGGUGGACGAGAACAUCCUGGCGACCGGAGACGACGGCGGCACCCUCAAGGUGUGGGACAUGAGGAAGGGGACGGCCAUCAUGGAUCUGAAACACCACGAGGACUACAUCAGUGACAUCACUGUGGACCAGGCCAAGAGGAUCCUUCUCACCACCAGCGGCGACGGCACCAUGGGCGUCUUCAACAUCAAGCGACGGCGCUUUGAGCUGCUGUCGGAGUACCAAAGCGGCGACCUGACCUCGGUGGCGCUGAUGAAGCGUGGCAGGAAGGUGGUGUGCGGCUCCAGCGAGGGAACCAUCUACAUCUUCAACUGGAACGGCUUCGGAGCGACCAGCGACCGCUUCGCCCUCAAGGCCGAGUCAGUGGAGUGCAUUGUCCCCGUGAGCGACAGCAUCAUGUGCACCGCCGCCAUGGACGGCUACAUCCGAGCCGUCAACCUUCUCCCCAACCGGGUCAUCGGCUGCAUCGGGCAGCACAUCGGCGAGCCCAUCGAAGAGCUCGCCAAGUCCUGGGACUCCCGCCUCCUGGUCAGCACCGCCCACGACCAGCUCAUCAAGUUCUGGGACAUUUCCAGUUUACCCAACACCACCGUCAACGAGUACCGCAAGAGGAAGAAGAAGGACGGACGGAUGAAGUCUCUCACCAAGAAAGCCCUCGGAGACAACGACUUCUUCUCCGGACUCGUGGAGGAAACGGAAAAGAAGGAAGACGAGGUCGAGGACGAAGAUGAGGAAGAAGACAGUGACAGCGACAGCGACUGAAAAACAGAUUGGAAUGUUUUGUUUCUGCGCGUUCGGACACUUCAGUCCAAAAUAGAAAGGACAGACAUGUCCGCUUUUGUUGGACGAUACACAGUGCAACCUCCAGGGUUCAUACGGUCAUGAAAAACCUGGAGAAGUCAUGGAUUUUGCAAAUGACAAUUUCCAGGCAUGGAAAAGUUUUGAAAAUAUACUCUGGAAGUUUUGGAAAAGUCAUGGAAUUUUGUUUCACAAACCUGAAAAAUGACAUGAUGCCUCCAAGGACUGAAAUGUGAAAAUCCAGCGAUAUUUAUAUAUAUAAGAUAUACUUACAGUUUCCGGCUGUGACAAAAGGUGACAUUUUCCAUGAGCUUAAAGGAAAACAUGUUUUCUUAAAAAAAAGAACAAAAUCACCAAUUUUCUUUUCUUUAAAAAAUCACCCAACAUUUUUAAAAAGAAAAAUGUCUUUAAAAUACAUUAAAGACACCGAAUCUCUGAUUUCAGCAGCGCCUGUGCCUGAUUUUAGGUUCAAGGAGACCUUGAAACAAACCGUAAUAGAUUAUUAUUAUUAUUAUUAUUAUUACAAAUGGAAACGUGAGGAGGAGUUUAUGUCCUUGCAGAAACAAAUAUACAGUGAGAUAAAAAGUGAAUAUUUGUAAGAUUACACACUUUUACCUCAGAAAUAUUCAUUCAUACUCACUGAGGAUGAACCAAAUAUAAAAACAAAUAAUCGGACACUAAAAUAAUGUAAAAGUAAUAACAGUGGUAGAGCUCUGCCUUUAUACUUUGUUGGAACAGACCAGAUGUGUCCAUUAGAGAGUACCAGCAACUGUCUGGUCAGACUGGAAAUGUUAUUCACAUAUUCUCUGAUCAGAAAUUUCCUGAUUUAAAUAUGUAAUAAUUAAAAAAAUAAUAAAAUUGCAAUUUAGGGCUAUUUUAUUUCAACACAGUUCUUG